Messenger RNA from Mauremys reevesii (Reeves's turtle), 2644 nucleotides. RefSeq names its product tetratricopeptide repeat domain 36 (gene TTC36). Gene Ontology annotation, biological process: cilium assembly. Lineage: Eukaryota; Metazoa; Chordata; Testudines; Geoemydidae. Bases 1802 to 2374 code for a protein of 190 amino acids. The transcript is spliced from 4 exons. Gene Ontology annotation, molecular function: protein binding. The record is from RefSeq and is a predicted model, not a curated record.
UGUCAUGAAAGAAAAGUUAGACGGUACAGACAGGGGAGAAAACUGUGCUUGGGAGGUUUGAGAAUGGGUAGUGUGGAAUUCGAGCUCCCUUUACUUUUACCAGGAGCUGAAGAGGAGUCUCCUGCAGUAGUGUGGCUAACGCUGUAUGAAGGGAUACAAGCGGCUGGGGUAAAAGGUAUGUAGAGAGGGAAGAAGCUAAAAACAAGGCAAUUUUGAAUUGGCUUCUGAAAGCUCUGGGAUAUUGAGCAGAGUUGCUUAUGGAGAUGAUGGUGCAGGCAGCAGUACUAAUGGAGAGUGAGCUAUUGAAGGGUAAGGAAGGAGGCCUCAUCCCUCCCAAGUCCUUGAUCCCUCCUGGUCACAGAACAAGUGAAACACCAUUUGUAAAAAUCACCCCGGUGUUAAGCAGACCCUGUGCCAAGACUGUGUGUGUACUUUGUGACUUGUGUGGGGGGUUUUACUGUGGCAUUGGGCAUCCAUGUUCUAAGCUCUUCAGGAAACAGAAACAUUCACAUCUAUUCAGCAUCUCCCUAUCAUCUUGGCCUGUGGUACAGAAUUAGUUCAAAGCAUUAUGGAACUCAAUGGCAGGAAAGUUAACGACAUGAGUGUAGUCAAUAUUUAUACGCCGGUAGAGCCCAAAGGCCUCCGCUGGGGUUGGGGCUGCAUUGCAGGGCACUGUGCAGCCAGCCAACAGCCACGGAUACACCGAGGGGAUGCGGAUACGACAAACAAUCCAAUGAAUCGGGAGGAAUUGGCCCUGCUGGGUUAGUUUCAUGGCUGGUGGAUGGCUGGUUUCAGUUGAGGGCGAAGGAAAGAAGGGGAAGAACAGGCCCCGCUUGUCGCCUGUCCAGCAAUGCCCUUUGCUGUGGUGCCUGGAGAACCAUCCAGAGGGGCAUCCUGAGGCGGACAAGACAGUGACAGUGGGGAUUUUAUCAGGGGUUUUCCUCAGGCAUGGAACCAGCAUGGAGGUGUCUGAGGGAGAAACGGCCUUGUGGGCAAUGAAGACUGGGAACACUGGCAAAGUGAACACAGGUUGACAUCACCAUAGGUAAGUAGGUCACCAAGUGGAGUGGGGCAACAUUAUGAACUGCCUUGAAGGUAAAGACAAGUAUCUUUUAUUUGAUAUACAGGUGAAGGAGGAGCUGGCAGAGGGACUUGGGGCCUGACGUCAGAAUCCCAAGAAUAAGGUCUUGGCAGAAGCAUGGUGAAGACACAAGGGGAGUAAGGGUGCAGGAGUCCAGGCCAGAUGAGGAGAGGGUUCUUUAGCCAAGACAUUCAGGGAUCCGGGCUUGGACAACAAAUUUGGCUGUGUAUGCAGGGGGGAAAGUCCGAUGCCAGAGGAGGCGUGUAAGAAAACUCAAGAUUUAGCAAUGACCUGAAUGUGCGUCCAGUUUAUUUCCAUGUCUGUGCAAUAGAAACUGGUAGUGCUUUGGGUGGGGCUAGAAUCCCUUUCCCUGCCCUCUCCCACACACGUCCUGUUACUGACCUCAACGCCUGUGAUGGUUUUAGUGAGUUCAGCUCACAUUUGACAUUUGGAAUGUCUGGACCCUGCAAUUCCACUGCUGUCCUUGCCUGCAGUUAACAGCCAGCAGGCCCUCUGGAGGCUUUAUCUGCCUCUAGCAUUCUGCCCCGGCCAAAGGGCCAUGUGAACAUUAACUUCCCUGCUGCUCUGCAGUGCAGUGCCCCCGGCUCCUCCCCCACUCCUAUUGGCUGCGUUUAGGCCAGUUCCCCACUUGUGUCUCCAGACCUCAUUCCUGACUUGCUAGAGGUGCCUUUUCCUGCCUGUCUCCCUGUGCUGCUAAACAUGGCGACAGCCAAGGACAGAGCGGUUCUGCAAACGAUCUUUAACCCCAAUACUCCUUUUGGGGAUAUCCCUGGGUUAGAUGAGGCAGAGGAGGCAGCGGCAAUCCAAGGGGAAGAUGGAGCUUUCGCUGCAGAGCUGCUGGAGCAAGUCAAAGACCUGGAGCUGCAGGGGGUUUUGGCGGCUGAAUCGGGAGAUGUGAACACAGCCCUUGAGAGAUUCAGCCAGGCCAUUCGGCUCCUUCCAGAACGAGCCUCGUGCUACAACAACCGUGCUCAGGCCCUUCGUCUCCGAGGGGAUGUGGCAGGUGCCCUGCAGGACCUGGACACAGCCCUGCACCUCAGCGGGGGCACAGGCCGUGUGGCGUGCCAGUGCUUUGUACAGCGAGGUCUCAUCAAUGUGCUGCAGGGGCAUGAGGAUAAUGCCAGGCAGGAUUUUGAGCAGGGAGCCAGACUGGGUAGCGCCUUCGCUCGGCACCAGCUGGUCCUGAUGAACCCCUAUUCAGCGCUCUGCAACCAGAUGCUGUUGGAGAUGAUGAGGAAGCUGCAGAACCCAGACAUCCAGGGAAGCAACUAGAGCCCAUCUGUCCAGGCCGGUUCCCAGAUGAGGCCUCCAGGCAGGUGAGGCACCUGGCAGGGACUCCCCAGGAGCUGGGCACUGUGUACAAACCAGCACAAGCCACUUCCUCCCCGGAAGCAUUUGUCGUUUCUGGUAAAGCUUUAGAACCUCCUGAGUGGAUCGGCUGGAUCAGAAUUGCACCGUAUUCCGGACAGGCCUCCCCUGUGGCCGUUUCUCACGCUUGCCUGCUCCAGAGAAGAGCUGAUGCUGCUUCACCUUGGGCAUUGU